AUGGCUGAGGAACUAUCCAAGAACUUCGAGACGCUGCAAUUGCACGCUGGCCACGAGCCAGACUCAGUGACAAACUCUCGUGCCGUACCCAUUUACGCGACUAGUUCUUACACGUUCAAUGACAGUGCUCAUGGCGCAAGGCUCUUCGGACUAAAGGAGUUCGGCAACAUCUACAGCCGCAUAAUGAACCCCACCGUCGAUGUCCUCGAGAAACGUGUCGCCGCACUAGAAGGCGGUGUUGCAGCACUGGGAACAGCGUCUGGCCAGUCCGCCCAAUUCAUCGCCAUAGCUGCUCUGGCGCACGCUGGAGACAACAUCAUUGCAACCUCAAACUUAUACGGAGGCACAUACAACCAGCUCAAGGUCUUCUUCCCGCGCCUGGGAGUGCAGACCAAGUUCGUCAACGGUGACAAACCGGACGACUUCAAGGCUGCGAUUGACGAGAAGACCAAGGCGAUCUAUCUUGAGAGUAUCGGAAACCCGAGGUACAACGUUCCCGACUUUGAGAAGAUCGUAGCGAUUGCGCAUGAGGCUGGCAUUCCAGUUAUUGUUGACAACACGUUUGGUGCUGGAGGAUACUUCUGCAGGCCUAUAGACUUUGGCGCUGAUAUUGUCGUGCACUCUGCGACAAAGUGGAUCGGAGGCCACGGAACCACGAUUGGUGGUAUCGUCGUCGACAGCGGAAAGUUCGACUGGGGCAAGCACGGCAAGCGCUUCCCGCAGAUGGUCGAGCCAUCAGACGGCUACCACGGGCUCAAGUUCUGGGAGACUUUUGGAGCCAUUACAUUCAUCAUGCGAGCGCGCGUUGAGAUCCUGCGAGACCUAGGCGCAGCGCUGAACCCCUUCGCCGCCCAACAACUCAUCCUUGGUGUCGAAACUCUUUCUCUACGAUGCGAGCGACACGCAUCCAAUGCACUCAAGCUGGCGAAGUGGCUCGAGAGCAACAAAAACGUGAGCUGGGUAUCGUAUCCAGGUCUCGAGAGCCAUCAAUCACACGAGCUAGCGAAGAAGUACCUGCCGCGUGGGUUCGGAGGCGUGUUAUCAUUUGGCGUAACAGGAGGUGGUGCAGCAGGCAGCCAGGUCGUAGACAACUUCAAGCUCAUCUCCAACGUAGCGAACGUUGGCGAUUCCAAGACGCUGGCUAUCCAUCCUUGGACGACGACGCACGAGCAGCUGAGUGACGAGGAGAAGAUCAACUCAGGUGUUACUGAGGACCUCAUUCGCAUCUCGGUUGGCACAGAACACAUCGACGACAUCAUUGCCGACUUUGAGCAGUCUUUCAAAAAGUCGGCAACGGCGCCAGCUGAGAAGGGUCAACCUGAGAAUGCAACAAAAACAGGCGGCGGUGAGCCCUCUGCGUCCCUGUCGGGAGCUACAUAG
Alternaria ethzedia is the source of this 1380-nucleotide messenger RNA. RefSeq lists its product as uncharacterized. Gene Ontology annotation, biological process: transsulfuration. The coding region runs from base 1 to 1380 and encodes 459 amino acids. Lineage: Eukaryota; Fungi; Ascomycota; Dothideomycetes; Pleosporales; Pleosporaceae. The transcript is spliced from 6 exons. The record is from RefSeq and is a predicted model, not a curated record. Gene Ontology annotation, molecular function: transferase activity, transferring alkyl or aryl (other than methyl) groups; pyridoxal phosphate binding.